GGACAACUCCCAGCUUCCCCUCCCGCCCUCCCGCUCCGGCGGCCGGCCGGGCCAUGCCCAGAAAGGCGGCAGCGGCGGCCCGGCAGAAGGGACUUUCCUGGCGGCCCGGCGACGAGGAGCGCGUACUGUGAGUUUGCUGUGCUCGGUUCAUGGUUCCAGCAAGACCUCCCGGAGACCGAACGCCACAGUCCCUCCGCACACCUCGAAGAGCCUACUGCGACCCCCCGCGCCACCUCCGCCCCGCGCCCUCCGCCCGCGGCGGUGGAUGGCAUGAUGGUGCGGGGAAGGCACCGCGGCCCUGGCCAGCUGAGUCGCGACGGCCGUGGGGGCGGCGGCAGUGGAAGCGGCGGCGGUAGCGGGCUCCCCAGCGGCAUGCCAGUGCCCCCCGGGCGCGAUGGCUAGCGGCAGCGCUGGGAAGCCCACCUGCGAGGCGGCUUCUCCGGCUCCUGCGAGCGCUGUCGGCGGGACCAGCUCACAGCCUCGGAAAAGGCUGGUGUCCGUGUGUGACCAGUGCAAGGGCAAGAUGCAGCUGGUGGCCGACCUGCUACUGCUAUCAAGCGAGGCCAGGCCUGUGCUCUUCGAGGGCUCUGCCUCCACCGGUGCAGGCACCGAGUCCUUCGAGCAGUGCCGGGACACCAUCAUUGCACGGACCAAGGGGCUCUCCAUCCUCACCCACGACGUGCAGAGCCAGCUCAACAUGGGCCGCUUCGGAGAAGCGGGAGACAGACUGCUGGAGCUGGGCGAUCUGGUGGUGUCACUGACGGAAUGCUCUGCCCACGCGGCCUACCUGGCAGCAGUGGCCACGCCAGGUGCGCAGCCCGCACAGCCGGGUCUGGUGGACCGCUACCGUGUGACUCGCUGCCGCCACGAGGUGGAGCAGGGCUGUGCCAUGCUGCGCGCCACCCCGCUGGCUGACAUGACCCCACAGCUGCUUCUGGAGGUGUCGCAGGGCCUGUCUCGCAACCUCAAGUUCCUGACAGAUGCGUGCGCCCUGGCGAGUGACAAGUCCCGGGACCGCUUUGCACGUGAGCAGUUCAAGCUGGGCGUCAAGUGCAUGAGCACGAGCGCUUCCGCGCUGCUGGCCUGCGUGCGUGAGGUCAAGACCGCGCCCAGUGAGCUGGCGCGCAGUCGCUGCGCACUCUUCAGCGGGCCGCUGGUGCAGGCAGUGAGCGCGCUGGUGGGCUUCGCCACCGAGCCGCAGUUCCUGGGUCGCGCAGCGGCCUUGAGCUCCGAGGGCAAGGCCGUGCAGACUGCCAUCCUCGGUGGCGCCAUGAGCGUGGUGUCGGCCUGCGUGCUCCUGACCCAGUGCCUCAGGGAUCUGGCGCAGCACCCCGACGGGGGCGCCAAGAUGUCGGACCACAGGGAGAGGCUGAGGAACUCGGCCUGCGCCGUGUCUGAAGGCUGCACCCUGCUAUCUCAGGCUUUAAGGGAGAGGUCUUCGCCCAGGACUUUACCGCCAGUGAAUUCCAAUUCUGUGAAUUAGCACCCCCUUUUACCCACCCCACCCCCUUUUUCCACCCCCAGGCUAAAGGAAGAUACUUAUUGUCUGCCCCUCUCCAUUUAUACCAAAGAAAUCAUAGGUGAAGCACCCUCCCACCCCCCACGUUAGAUGCUCGAGAGGAUCUUCCAGAAGGCAGGGCGGCGCAUCCAGUUUACACACACACUCGGGCGUGCCCCGCAGCCCCCGCAGCAUAGGGACCUGGAGACCGAGGACGUGUAAUCUGCUGUUGCGGGGUCACCCCCACCCCACCCCAGCUCCUCUUCAGGAACCCCUCCACCAAACUAUUAAUUGGGCAGGAAGGAAGUCAUGGGUUCAUUUCUUUUUAGGUCUUUUCUGAUUUAAAGAAAGGUUACCUCAGUUUUCACUCCGUAGACAUGGAUGUAGCUACCUUUUUUGUAUGUUGUCAUUUUUUAAGUCGGAUGAGGCAUAUACUUGGUGUGGGAAGAGUCUGCCCUUGCCACGUGAUUUGCAGAUGGAGGGAAAAUCUACUGUGAGUGUGUGUUUUAUUUUCUGAUUUACACUAUCGAGUGAUUUUUUUCUCCCCAAUGUCAAGUUUUUACCUUGCAUGUACUGGAGUAUUUAUUUCCUCUAUUAAAACGUUAUGUUUCUCAGA
Phyllostomus discolor (pale spear-nosed bat) is the source of this 2114-nucleotide messenger RNA. RefSeq names its product talin rod domain containing 1 (gene TLNRD1). The transcript has a single exon. Lineage: Eukaryota; Metazoa; Chordata; Mammalia; Chiroptera; Phyllostomidae. The coding region runs from base 395 to 1483 and encodes 362 amino acids. Gene Ontology annotation, molecular function: actin binding. The record is from RefSeq and is a predicted model, not a curated record.